AUGUCUUCGUCAGAACCUGAACCGCUAACGAGGAGAGACUUCUGCUUUCUCACCAGCAUAGUUCCGGAUCUCCCUGGACCGACAAUCGAUGAAACUCCCACCUUCAAAGCGUCAUCCCCGCUCGACUAUGGCCGUCACGAGUCCAAGAAAAUAGAGAUCCUUCCUGGCUCUACUUCCGAUUUAUUCAGAAUCAUACCCACCGAGAUCAUUGUAAAGAUUCUCAGCAUGCUUGACCUCCAAAGUCUCACAGAUCUCAGAAGAGUUUCCUGGGGAGUUCGAGCUAUUGUGAACACCAUUCCAGCAUACAAAGACCUCAUGAAGUAUUCGCCCGACACCGUACGUGCCUUAUUAUCAACGGAAACGGCCAUCUAUUCCACCCCUCAAGACAUACUCGAUGAACUUUGUCGCCAGGACUGCUUCAUUUGUGGAGAUUUCGGACCACUUCUCGACACGAUCACUGGACGCCGGUGUUGUGUAGAUUGCGCAACGUUUUCCCAACUUAUGCGCUCCAUCGAAAUUAGUUCAGCAGAGUUGCGUGGUCUGAACGAAACUACCAUACGUAAACUCCGUACAGUCCACACUCUUCGUACCGAAAGGUAUCGAGUACAGCCACGACAGCAGCUUGUUCGUUUCGUGGAGGCGAAAAAAGUCGCAGUUGAACUCGGCAAAGCUCGCGGUUUCAAUUUCGUGGAGUGUUUUACUCUCAGCACGUCAGACCAUCUACGGCGAUUUCUGCCACUGUUGCGUUUCCCUACCCUCGACAAACGAAGUGGAAGGUUAGGAUGGGGGGUCUCUUGCAAAGCUUGCGAUCGUAGUCUCCGUAUUCUUAGUCAUAGGAAGGAGGAACCUAAGCUUAAUGUUCACUAUACCGUCUCUGGGUAUAUAGAGCAUUUCAAGCAUUGUAAAGACUCUCAACUCAACAGAGACAAUGCGAAACUAUUCGCAGAAAUAAAAGCUGCUACGGAAGACAUUGUGUCUCGGUUGCAAAGACUAACGGGCGGGUUGCAACGAUUGACGCGCGAGUUGUGA
Glarea lozoyensis ATCC 20868 is the source of this 1029-nucleotide messenger RNA. RefSeq names its product F-box. Gene Ontology annotation, molecular function: protein binding. The record is from RefSeq and is a predicted model, not a curated record. The coding region runs from base 1 to 1029 and encodes 342 amino acids. Lineage: Eukaryota; Fungi; Ascomycota; Leotiomycetes; Helotiales; Helotiaceae. The transcript has a single exon.